Molecule: messenger RNA, 1041 nt
Organism: Acytostelium subglobosum LB1
Lineage: Eukaryota; Evosea; Eumycetozoa; Acytosteliales; Acytosteliaceae
Exons: 4
Coding region: 1-1041 (346 amino acids)
Source: RefSeq, a predicted model, not a curated record
AUGUUGUCUAGGGAAAUAGUUCGAUCGACUAGGAACCUGAUCAUUCAACAUUUGGUGUUUGCUUCAUCAAGUGUAACUACGACGACAAAGUCAACGACAAAGAGUUUGGGUCGUCGUCACAAGUCCACAAGUGUAGCAUCUGGAAGUGUGACUGCUCCAACAACUCCGCCAGCAUCAUCACAAGAUAACACAGACAGCCUAAACAGCCACAAACGUGCAAUUCAAAGUCUGUUUGCAAACAAUGAACCAAGCGUCAUCAAGGGCAAGUCAACUUCAUUUGAGUGGGAGAUUAUGGGACAUGAGUCACAGGUCAUCCAACUACAACUGGAUCCAGAUUCUUCUAUAACUGCAGAGACUGGUGCAUUACUAGAGAUGAGUUCAACGAUGGAGAUGGAGACCUCUGCAAGAGGAGGAUUCAUGUCCAGUAUCAAGAGAAUGUUCACAGGACAGGGUAUAUUCCUAACAAAGUUCAAGAACUCAUCGCUCACUGAGACUGGUAGGAUAACAUUCAGUUCACCUUAUAUCUCCAAGAUAUUGGCCAUUAAGAUGGCGGAUAUAGGAGGAGAGUUGAUAUGCAAGAAGAAUGCCUUCCUCUGUGGCGAGAACGACAUUGAGAUAGGUCCACGUAUAACCAAUCGAUUCUCUAUUGGAUUCUUUGGAGGGCAAGGUUUCAUACUUCAAAAGCUUACUGGUAAUGGCAUGGUCUUCAUCCAUGGAAGUGGAUCAAUCAUUUAUAGGAUGCUCAAGCCUCAAGAGACUAUCAAGGUGAGCACUGGCUGCAUCGUGGCAUUUGAAUCCAGCAUCACGUAUGAUAUUGCUUGGGUCAGUGGCGCCACCAACAUAUUGUUUAGCGGUGAAGGCUUGUUCCUGGCGACUCUGUCCGGUCCAGGUCUUGUAAUACUACAGAGUCUACCAUUCGAGAAACUUGUAUCGGCCAUUGCAAGCCAAAUGCCAAUCUCUGGUUCAUCAUCAUCCAUGUCAUCAUCAUCUCCAUCGUCAUCUGAUCAGUCAUCUUCAUCGUCAUCAUCAUCAUCUCGCUGA